AUUAUUAUCAGCUCUCUCCCUCUCUCUCAUCUCUACUUCAUCUCUCUCUAAAAUUAUAUCACAAAAUUCUUGAUGAUUCUUGUCGAUGUGCUGAUGAGUGAUGGAUGGUUGAUCUGAAAUUGAAACACAAAAUCAAUUUGUUUAAGUACAAAGUUGGAGCAACAGCUUUAUGACUCCUGCUGCUAUCCAUUAUCUCCUCUUCCUGUCUUUUUUGCCUUUUCUGCCCGUAUUCGGUGCUUCCAACAUAACUUUAGGCUCUUCACUUUCUGCCAUUGGUGACAACUCUUCGUGGAUUUCGCCUUCGGAGGAAUUCGCUUUUGGAUUCCGCCAACUUGACAACACAAACAUCUUCUUGCUUGCAAUAUGGUAUGCGAAGAUACCUGACAAAACCAUAAUCUGGCAUGCAAACACAAUUAGUCCGGUGCAAACAGAGUCGAAGGUUGAACUCACAGCGAAUGGCCUCACACUGAAUAGUCCCAAUGGCCAAGCAAUAUGGCAGGCACAACCCAACACCACCAUUUCUUAUGCCGCAAUGCUUAACACUGGCAACUUUGUGCUUUCGAGUAGUACUAAUAGCUCUGUCUAUGUAUGGGAGAGUUUCAGUUAUCCCACAGACACAAUCUUGCCAACCCAAGUGUUGUCACUGGGUGGCAUGUUGUAUUCUAGGCUGACUGAAACCAAUUACUCAAAUGGAAGGUUCGAGCUUCAUUUCGUGAAUGGAGCUCUUGAGCUCAGUGCUGUCGCCCGGCCUAGCCAAUAUCGGUAUGAUCCUUAUUACAGUAGUGGAAGGGCUCACAUCAACUCCUCCGAAUCUGGGUUUCAAUUGGUUUUCAAUCGAUCAGCGGAUAUUUAUAUAGUGAAAGGGAAUGGAUCUACUGUCGAACUUUCAUGGCCCAAAAUUGUUUUGAAUUACGACAGUAACUAUCAUCGUGCAACACUAGAUUUUGAUGGCGUUUUCAGGCAAUAUACUUACUCAAAGACUUCAGUCGGUAACCAGAGUUGGUCAAUUGUUCGAUACAUCCCUGACAACAUUUGUAUGCAUCUGACAAACGGAAUUGGUAGUGGUGCCUGUGGGUUCAAUAGCUAUUGUGUUGAAAAUAGUGGCAUUCCUAGCUGCCAAUGUCCUCCCGGGUUUUCAUUUACGGAUGCAAAUAACAAAUUUGGUGGCUGCCAACCAAAUUUCCUUUUAGGAUGUGGAGUAGAUGAUGGAUCAAGAAACCCACGAGACUUGUAUGAUUUAGAGGUGAUUUCAGGUGUGAAUUGGCCAUCUGGAAAUUAUGACAGAUUGCAACCUUACAAUCAAACGCAGUGCGAACAGUCUUGUUUGCACGAUUGUUCUUGUGUGGUUUCCAUAUUUGAUGGUAGAGGUACUUGUUGGAAGAAGAGACUGCCGUUGUCUGAUGGGAGAUUGGAGAGUGGAACAGUCAUCAUCAAAGUAAGGAAAGGUGUAGGUGUUCCUUCUCCGGGUAAUUCUAAUGAUCCAUUUUCCUACUCAAAGAAAGAGAAUCAUAGUCUCUUGUGGUCAAUUCUUUUUGGUGGCUCUGGGUUCUUCAACAUUCUUUUGCUAGUCAUAGUUUCACUAGUGGUUUUCUCACAGCGUCACAAGAAAUCGAAAAAGACUACAUAUGAUUCUAAUGUUCCUGAAACGAAUUUGCGUAUUUUCACUUUUGAAGAACUCAAUGAAGCUACACAAGGGUUCAAGGAAGAACUGGGAAUGGGAUCUUUUGGCAUUGUUUAUAAAGGUGCCCUGAAAUUUGGUUCCAAGAAUCAAGUUGCAGUUAAGAAGUUGGACAAGUUGUCAGAAAAAGGAGAGAGGGAAUUUAAAACUGAAGUGAGUGCAAUCGGGAAAACCCAUCACAGAAAUCUAGUCCAAUUGCUUGGAUACUGCGAUGAGGGGACUCAAAGAAUUCUAGUAUACGAGCUCAUGACCAAUGGAAGUCUAGCUAAUUUCCUUUUUGGCCUUCCAAGACCCAGUUGGCAUCAAAGGACUCAAGUAGCAUUGGGUACUGCAAGAGGACUAGUGUACUUGCAUGAAGAAUGUGAUGUCCCCAUCAUCCAUUGUGACAUAAAGCCUCAAAACAUACUCAUCGAUGAAUAUUUCACAGCACGAAUUUCAGACUUUGGAUUGGCAAAAUCAUUGAUGUUUAAUCAGUCUCGGACUCAUACUGACAUAAGAGGAACUCGAGGAUAUGUGGCUCCAGAAUGGUUCAAGAAUGUACCUGUGACAGUUAAAGUGGAUGUCUACAGUUUUGGUGUUGUGUUGUUAGAGAUCAUUUGUUGUAGAAAGCAUGUGGCGGUGGAAUAUGGGGAAGAAGAAAGAGCAAUACUGACAGAUUGGGCUUAUGACUGCUAUAUGAGAGGGGUGCUAGGUACUUUGGUAGAUAAUGAUGAAGCAGCCAUGAGUGAUAACACGAUGCUGUGCAGAUGGGUCAUGACAGCACUCUGUUGUAUACAAGAGGACCCUUCGAAAAGGCCUACAAUGAAGAUGGUGAUACAAAUGCUAGAAGGAUAUGUUGAAGUUCCUAUUCCCACUAGCACAAGUACCUCUUUUCCUAAGCUUCAUGAGACAUGAUGACACAGGCUUGUUUAGGCAAGUCCUCUCUUCAUUUUUUUUUUUUUUUUUUUUCCUAUCUUUGUUUUAUUGUUGUUUUAUGAGUUAAUUUUAUGGGGAAAAGCAGCUCCAAUAAAUAAUUUUUAAGGGUAAACCUAGUGUGAGAACAAGCACAUUAGGUUCUAUCAUCUUCUCUCAAAGCAUGUAAGUAUUUCAAAUGAUCAGUUGGAUGGGGAACAAAGUUGACCCUAUCCUAUUUAUUAUGAAGUUGGUCCUAUUCAAUAUAUUUUGUGCAUUCUCUUUGAUCACG
Molecule: messenger RNA, 2861 nt
Organism: Camellia sinensis
Lineage: Eukaryota; Viridiplantae; Streptophyta; Magnoliopsida; Ericales; Theaceae
Product: G-type lectin S-receptor-like serine/threonine-protein kinase LECRK3
Biological process (GO): protein phosphorylation
Molecular function (GO): protein serine/threonine kinase activity; ATP binding
Source: RefSeq, a predicted model, not a curated record